Messenger RNA from Stylophora pistillata, 1597 nucleotides. RefSeq lists its product as uncharacterized. NCBI's taxonomy places the organism in Eukaryota, Metazoa, Cnidaria, Anthozoa, Scleractinia, Pocilloporidae. The record is from RefSeq and is a predicted model, not a curated record.
CGUCAAAUCUGUCAAACACCAGUGCGAAUUCCCUUGCUUCCAAAAUUUAUUAAAUCAAGAAGCGAUGAUGACCGAGGGAUUCUUAUACCGCAUUUGAACAUCAAUGGAAUCCAAAAUAAACUUGAGGAGGUGAAACAGCUUGUGAAAGAAUUCAAAGCACAGGUUUUCUUUCUUACAGAAACAAAAACUGACGCAACUUACCCUACUGCUCUGUUCAAAAUCAGUGGCUAUGACAUCUACCGCAAUGACCGAACCAAGGGUGGUGGUGGUAUUAUGGCAUUUGUAUCCUCGAUAACACCAUUCAAGAAAUUAGCAGUUCACCGAAAAUUUUCGACUAUUGGACCUUUAAUUGUUGAAGUCAAUUUUGAGAAACAUGAUGUAGUGGUAGUGGGAAUCUACAGACCCUCAAAAUCUACCGAUGAGCAAUAUUACCUCAGGUUAGAGGAAGAACUAAACAACAUCUGCACCUUUGCCUCACUUCAAAAACAAUUUAUUAUAGUCCUUGGGGAUCUUAAUCUAGAUCGACUGAGACCUGAACGAAGAGAGGGCAGGAUAUUGUUGGAUUUGGAAGAUAUACAUGGUUAUUCUUGCCUCAUUAAUAAACCCACUAGAAUAACAGACCACAGCCAAACCCUUUUGGAUAUCGUUCUCACUAACAAGCUAUAUCUGUUUCAAGGGUGUGAUGUCUUUAACCCAGAGCUGAGCGACCAUGCACCGGCAAUGAAGAAGAACUGAAAUACGAUCUGCAUAUGGCACCAUGGCAUGUUGGAGAUAUUUUUGAUCCGAUCGAGGACAAGUAUAGCAUCUGGGACAGUCUACUGAAUUAUGUCUUGCAUGGACGUACAUGCGCCGUUUAAGAAGCUAAGGGUACGAGCAUGAUAAAUUACUCGGGCAAUUUCAGCAACUUCCGAAAACACGCUUGAGAUUAAUCCUUAAUUUUACGCGGCCCCAUGCGAUUACCUAUACUUAUUGGGUGCUUGAUCAAUUUUUAGAGAAGAUUAAGAACGAGUGGAUCAAACUCCAGUGACGCACAAGGUGUAUUCUUCAAACCCACAGCGUACAGAGUUACAACAAUUCCUCUACUCUGAUACAACUGUGAGUUAGUAACAAGGUUAAUUGAUUGUCAGCCCCCCCCUAUGUACACGCUUAACGCACGUUGUGUCUCUAAAAUAAAAAUAAAAAGCAUUCACAAGCACGUGAAAAAGUUUCAUUCUUGACGAUUUAUUUGAUUGAUUACUUUACUCCUAGCUUCCAACGAAACCGUUAGCAUCGCAAUUUGUACGUAAUUGUUAUUCGUGGUUGUGACGUACAUUAGUCAAUUAAAAAAAAGGAACACAAGUAGAUACAUCGAUUAUCUAUGAAAAUGCUUUGUUGUCUAAACUCUUACUAGUAAAAUCUCCUGCUCAAACGCUUUUUUCUUGGUUGAGAAAACCAAUGAUUAAUUACAUUCCUGGCCUGCUCACUAUGUGUGCCUGGGAUAUGUUUUCGAGAAUGCGUCUUUUCUUUCAAGGAUUUACUGUGUCCCCAUGCCACAAAAAAGCUGACAGUAGACUUUGACUCGAUCCAUUCAUUCAUCACUUAAUUCUUCGCGUUGAAC